This is a messenger RNA of Fopius arisanus, 13854 nucleotides long. RefSeq names its product HECT, UBA and WWE domain containing E3 ubiquitin protein ligase 1 (gene HUWE1). The record is from RefSeq and is a predicted model, not a curated record. Gene Ontology annotation, cellular component: nucleus; cytoplasm. The transcript has 6 exons. Gene Ontology annotation, molecular function: protein binding; ubiquitin protein ligase activity. Bases 680 to 13288 code for a protein of 4202 amino acids. NCBI's taxonomy places the organism in Eukaryota, Metazoa, Arthropoda, Insecta, Hymenoptera, Braconidae. Gene Ontology annotation, biological process: protein polyubiquitination.
CAUUAUUCCCAUCAUCGAGACACCAAGUGUCCCCCAGGCCCCCAAAAACCCAAAAAAACCCAUCCUCAAUUUCAUAAACAACUUGAAAAAUCCACAAAUCUCGAUCUAAGAAUUCCGCAAAACGUUCUAGAAACAAAAAUAAAUAAAUAAUCGAGUAUCGGGCGACGACUGGUGGUGGCAGUAUGCUCUACACUGUCAAAAUGGCGUUGAUCACUUCAGAUUGGCGGUGAACAUUGGCGAAAAAAGUCCACGAUAAAAUCAGUGUCUCACUAAUUUUCCAGAGAAAAGUGGAAUAAAAAAAUCAAUCAAUCCAGGAAGAUAUUCUAGUUUAUCGUUGUUCAGUAGCGAUCAGUUUAAUUUUCACCCCAAUAGUUUGAAUUCCCCUGACACGAGGCACAACGGAGGAACGUUCAGGAGGCGUGUUGGAACACGUAAAAAUCACCGGAUCAUUUUCGGACGGAUUUUUCCAACAUACUCAACAUAAACAAUAAUAAAUCAUCGAGUAUUGCUCAGCAAUGCUCGUUAAUCACCUCAAUAUAGUUCCUGACAGUUGCAUCGGAAUUAUCGUGAAGAGGGAAGACAAAGGGACGUCAUCAAUAGUGAGAUACGUCGCCAAUAACGCUUGUGACCCUCAAGUGAGGAGUCAUUAGACCCCUUUUAGACAAAUACAACCUCCAAAAUGAAGAUCGAUCGCAGCAGAUUGAAGAAGUGUACUUCGGAAGUGCCAGCAGAAUGUCAGGCAUUGAUAAGUAAAUUGCGAUCGUGCUCCCACACCGAGCUCCUCGAGGAGUUGAAGCAGAUCGACGCCUGGACAUUUGGAAAAUGUGAAUUAUUUCACUGGAUCGAUGUCCUGGACCUUAGUGACAGUAUCCUCGAGGAGGCAUGCGCCCGCAGCCCAGACAAUCCCUGGGAAUUGGCGUGCGAUCUUCCUCAGAAUAGAGAAGCUAAGGAGCUUCUCCUCUGGGUCCUCCACUUCACGACCCUUUUGAUUGAGCACUCAUUUUCACGUCACCUCUACAACAGCAUGGAGCACCUGGUCACCCUGCUCUCCAGCUGUGACAUGCACGUGGUCCUGGGUGUUCUCAAUCUCCUCUACAUGUUCAGCAAACGCAGUAACUUCAUCACACGUUUGAAUAAUGACAAACGACAGGCACUGCUGAGUCGAUUGAAUCACUUGGCUGAAUCCUGGGGAGGAAAGGAGAAUGGAUUUGGCCUGGCUGACUGCUGCAAGGAGCACCCGGACAAGGCCUUCCCCGUGAGUGCAACGACACUUCACUUUGAGUACUACGCUGAGAAUCCCACGACGUCCUCGGAGGCUCAACCCACCACCCCCAGCUCUCGCAAAACCAGUCAAACAAAUCUCGUUACAUACAUUCACAUCGAGAAUGUUGACAAACUUGGAAAAACACCAGCCCAAAUAAUGAACGAUCUUCUGAAGUAUUACAAUGUACCUCAGGAUCGACAGAUGGCUCUUUUCACUCACAUUAGACUUGCUCACAGUUUCUCAGACUACCGCAGACGUCUGCAGUGCGUUCAGGCCAGACUUCAAGCCCUCUCGGUUCUAGUGUAUAGUCAUGCUCUCCAGGAGAAUGCCCACAGCCUUCUGCAUCCGGGACUCCUCGAGGAACUCGUCGAGCUGCUCGAGCUGCCUCAUCAACAUCUCGUAGAAAUUCGAGCAGCUGCUCUCAGAGCAUUAACCAGCAUAAUCCACCUGGACAGGAAUCCACAUUUCCCUAAGAAACCAGGGUCACGGCUAAAUAUGAUUAUAGAUGUCACUGGAGCGAGCUCUUAUCACGGAUUUCUCCCAGUUCUCGUCAGAACCUGCAUCACAACACUCACAUCACCGCAACCCGAUGGACAGCUCUUUCCUUUACCUCUGGCAACUGCUCUCUUCAGUUUUCUGUAUCAUCUGGCGAGCUAUGAAGCUGGGGGAGAGGCCCUCGUUUCCUGUGGCAUGAUGGAAAUUCUUCUCAAGGUUAUCAAUUGGCCUGGAAGUGAACUCGAACACAUUACCUUCGUAACACGGGCUGUCAGAGUAAUCGAUCUCAUCACUAAUAUCGAUAUGCAAGGGUUCCAGGCGCACGGAGGUCUAGGAAGUUUCAUAAAUCGAUUGGACAUGGAGGUGAACGUCUGCAGAAAGGAGCAACCAUUCGAGAUCGAGCCCCACAUGUACAAUCAGGAAGUUGUGGCCAUGAAGGAUAAGUCUGAGGGCCCUGAGGAGGCUGGACCCUCCGGCCUCAGCAGCAUCGAUGAGCGCGAAGAAACCUCGAAUCCUAUGGAGUUUUCAGAGGACGAAAAUACAAAUUCAAAAUUCGAGAAUAAAGGAGAGCAGAGGACUGAGGGCUCGGGGAGGUCUGGCAAAACUUGUCUGCCUCAGAGAGCAGCUCUUUUAAAAUCCAUGCUGAAUUUUUUGAAGAAGGCUAUCCAGGAUCCCGCCUUCUCGGACAGUAUCAGGCACGUUAUGGAGGGUGAACUGCCGUCCUCACUGAAACACAUUAUCAGUAAUUCAGAAUACUACGGGCCAUCAUUGUUCCUCCUGGCGAUUGACGUGGUGACAGUCUACGUCUUUCAAGAGCCUUCUCUGCUGUCGUCUCUGCAGGAUAAUGGACUCACCGAUGUUGUCCUUCAUGCUUUAUUGAUUAAGGAUGUGCCAGCGACCCGUGAAGUGCUGGGCUCACUUCCCAAUGUGUUCAGUGCACUGUGUCUCAACCAGAGGGGCCUCGAGUCCUUCGUCAAACGACGACCUUUCGAGAAGUUGUUCAAGGUACUCAUCUCACCGACGUAUCUCUCAGCCAUGAGAAGGCGCAGGUCUGCAGAUCCCCUUGGGGACACAGCAUCCAACCUGGGGAAUGCAAUGGACGAACUUAUGAGGCAUCAGCCCAGUUUGAAGGUCGAUUCCACAGCAGCUAUUAUCAAACUUCUCGAAGAACUCUGUGUUCUAGGGUGUGAUCCUAGGUAUGUAUGCUACAGGGCUGCUAAUAAAUCAGAGAACUCUCCAUCGAACUCGAGCUCUGGUAGUCGACAGUCCUCAGGACAGUCUGUUGGGGUUGGGGUUGGGGAUAAUGGAGCAGGUGGAGGAGGAGGAGGUGGUAGUAGUAGCGACGAGGAAGAGGAGGACGAGGAGGAAGCCAGUACUAGCUCUCAUCCCCACAGGGAGGAGCAACCUUCACCCUCUCCAGUACAACCUGGACCACCUCCUCAGCAACCUAGAGAAAAAACACCGAUAGCUCUUGUCGAUUAUAUUCACAAUGUCAUGAAAUUUGUGGAUGCAAUACUGAGUAAUAACUCGACUGAUGAUCACUGUCGUGAAUUCGUUGCGCAGAAAGGGCUGGUUCCACUACUGUCGAUUCUCGGGCUGCCUAAUCUGCCGGUGGAUUAUCCGGUGGCCCAGGCUGCCCAGUCAGUCGCAUCGGUCUGCAAAAGUAUUCUCAAUCUUGCUCAUGAACCCCUCGUCUUGAAGACAGGACUACUUCAGUUAAAUGAAGUAUUAAAUCUUCUGAAACCACUUCACAGUCACAUGGAGUCACCAGGAGGCUCCGUCCUUCUCCACGAGCUCGCAUCAGCCCCCAACUUAGAGACUGCAUUCACGAGUGACACUGCGACUCCUCUACUCCAUGCCAUGAAUGCAGCCCAUGGCUACGUCGUGAUGUUCGUUCACGUGUGCAGAACGAGUCAAACAGAAAUUAGAAAUCUAUCGAUGAAUCACUGGGGCUCCGAGGUGGGCCUGUCUGUUCUCCAGGGUUUAUCCGAGCUAUACAUGUCCCUUGUCUGGGAGAGCACUCUCCUACUGGCCCUGUGCAGCGAUGACAACAUUCCUCCAGGCUGUGAUUUUGGAAAAGAAGACAUGGAUAAAUUGAUUCCAGCGGAACUGCGAGAUGCCGAUGCAUCGACCUGGCCCAGUACCUCCGCGGACAUGGGCAGCAAUGGUAUGACAACAGCGAUGGAAGCAUUGAGCACUGAUCCACCUCCAGUGUCAAUGGAAAUUGAUGAUAAACCGAGUACAAGCACUACUGGACGAGCAUCUCCCAGUGCUCAUCAGUUGAAAUACAUAAAGCCCCUGCUAGGGGCGUCAUCGCGGCUUGGACGAGCAUUGGCAGAAUUAUUUGGCCUCCUAGUUAAACUUUGCAUGGGCUCACCUAUUAGACAGAGGCGUGGUCAACAGCUCCCAAUGAUGCCCACAAUUCCAAAUUCUGCAGCACGUGGCGUAGCCUGUGCCCUGAAUUGCCUCCUCACCAGAGGCCUCUCCUGGGGCAAAUUGCCACCCUCGCCUAUCCCAAAAUUCAAGCUGACAUUCCUCAUCUGCUCGGUGGGAUUCACCUCUCCAAUGCUGUUCGAUGAGAAAAGACAUCCUUAUCACCUCAUGCUCCAGAAGUUUGUGCAAUUGAGAGGACAGAGUGCAUUCUUUUCCACUUUUCGUUGGGCCUUGUCUGGGGGUGGACAAUUUCCAUUGUCAGAGGGAUUGGAACACCCAGACCUGCCCGAUGGCACUGGGGAAUUUCUCGACGCCUGGCUAAUGCUCCUGGAGAAGAUGGUCAAUCCCAAGGCGAUCCUAGACUCUCCUCACGUUGGAUUAUCCAAGUGUACAGGGGUGUACAAUCCUUACAAAUCAUUUGACCCAAUAAAAUACCUCCAGAAUGUUCACAAGAAGGCGUUCGACGCUGUGAUGCUCAUGUGGGGGAAGAAACCCCUCAAGAAUUACGGGGCCAGGAUGACAGAGUCAAUUUUAUCGAUAUUGAGGCAUAUCCUGAGAGGUGAGAAAAUUAUCAAAGAGAGGACUGAAGAGGAGGAAGGAGGAGAGGAAAUAUCGGGAACGAGUACCAGUGGAACCGCAGCGACUAGAACAGCCACCACAGAGAGAAGAGAGGAUCCUGAGGCUGAUGUAAAUCCUGAGCACCUAAGACAGCUCAUGGAUAUGGGAUUCAGCAGGGCUAAUUGUGUGGAAGCACUUCUCCAUAAUUUGACUGUGGAACAGGCCACUGAUUACCUUCUGUCUCAUCCAGCUACACUUCGCAGGCCGGAAGCACCUGCAGGGGACACAUCGACAGGGCCUGUUAUGGAUCUGGAUCUUGUUGAUGACCAAAUAAUGUACGCUAUUGCCAUGAGUCUAGGGGAUAACGAUCCCAAAAAGGCUUCAGGGCCUGAGGAGCCUGUCAGAGACACUCCAAUCACCGAAACCAUCGACGAUUUCACUUCUACUGCCCUCGAACAGUGUCUCAAUCUUCUUGAUCUUAUGCCUGAUACUGUCUACAGGGUCUGUGAUCUUCUGGUGACAAUAACUAAGAGAAAUGGGGAUGAGUGGAGGGAUAAGAUGCUGAGACAUCUCAUCAAGGAGAUCGACGAGCUCAUGGAUCAUUUGAUAGGCAUUGCCCUUUCCCAGGAUGAAGAUGCUGGAACUAAACUCAUAGAAUGUGAGGAGGCGACGAAAAUUGCUGGAAGGAUAUACCUCUACACUCUGUUCUUCGAGGGGACCUUCCAGGAGAUGAGAGUCCCAUGUGCCCAGAUUGUCAACGAGUGUGGAAUACUCGAUCAGCUGGUUCGUCUCCUGGUGAUCAGUGAGGGUCCACUAACAGCUAUGAAAAACAAAGUUGCGAAGGAGAGCAAAGACGGUCAACCUGUGGUAGCUAAAACUCCAAAAUGGCUCGCUCCACUGCUCCUCUUAAUCGAUCGUCUGGAGAAGGUAGCUGUUCUCACUCAGAGGAAGCAACUGAUGCACAAGGUGACCAAUAGAGUGUGGAAGUGGUUCGAUCUGAGCACUGGAAAAUGGACGCCUUAUUCAUCGGUUAAUAAUCGAUUGAUCAAUGAUGCUUACUGGGCUGGUGAAUCCAGUGUAAGGAUCAAUUACUCGAGGAGAAGAUACUUGAUAACAUUCUCUUGCAUGACACAAGUAAAUGAGGACAGCGACAACAGGAGGCCCAUUACCAUGGGUUUCAAGUUUCAGAAUUCAAAUACUGAGGAGUCGAGCUCGAGUUCUGAUUCUAAUAUGGAUACAGAGGAGGUGACCACUGAGGAUAAACGUAACACAGUGAUCGAGGGAUUGGAUCCUAGCAUUGCUCCUAGUAUUGUCAGGGCUUGUGUCAAACUACUGGCAAUUCCAGUUGACAGGGACACACUCCAUGCUCUCAUGAAAGUCUGUUUACGAUUGACUCGAGACUACAAGAAUGCUGAAGUAUUCGCUAGAGAGGGAGGUGUUCAGCUUCUCCUAGAUAUGACUCAGGCAAUCAGUUUCAUAGGGUGUAUCAGUCUGAGUACACUUCUGAUACGUCACACUCUGGAGGAACCUCGAACCCUUCGUCUGGCGAUGGAGAAGGUCGUAAGGAGCAGAACCCAGGCGAAUAUACCCCCUGCCUAUAAAGAAAUUCUCUUCAUGACAAGGCAAAUCAGCAGUGCCGUCUGCAGAAAUCCUGAGGUCUACCGAGAGGUCUGCGAGAAUAUUCUCAGGGUUGAUAUAAGUGUUCUCAAGAGGGACGAUGUUGACAAUCGCCUGGUGGUGAGGGCCCUCCCCCCUAAUCACUCAUCAGCAAUGCCAAUGGCUGAAGAUGUGGCUGUCUCAGUCAUUCAUGAUCUGCUCGACGCCCUCAUCAAGCCGGUGCCUGUUUUCCCUGACGAUAAUACCCCAACACCCACUGGCAGCCCCGAGAAAAAAACAACAACAUCCACAUCGACAACACUUGGAGUCUCCUCGACAUCAAGACGCAACGAAGUUCGAGGGAAUGCAACUGCCAAUGGGCCCCUCGACGACGAUGAUCAGAUCGUUCCCCUGAAGAUGUCCAGUGACUACUUGAAUAAUGGAAAAGUCGAGCCUGAGGAGGCAAAAAAGCCCCUCCUCCCUAAAUCAGCUAUUCUUAAAAUGUUAGCUGAGGCAGUGAGAUCCUACGGAGCUGUUGCUAAUUUAAUCACCGAACACAGCUACCGAGCUGGACAAAGUGAGCUGGUCCCAGAGGACGUUUCUGCCCUGGCAUUCCUCCUCGACAAAUUACUACCAGCUUCCCCUGAGAACUCUGGGGAUAGACAAUGCAGCAGCAUGGCCAGGAUGCUAAUAGCUGCAAUAGCCUCGUGCAAUCAUUCCCCCGAUGCUCAAUCCAGUCUCGUUACUGAAGUCAAAGCUGCACUCACCAGAACUCUGGCACAGCCUGAAAGCUCUGAGAAACAUGCACAACUCCAGCUACUCAUUGGCCUCAUAUCCACGAUGAUCGACAGCUGCCCACCUACAUCUCACUCUCAACUGCGAGCUCCACUCAAGGUUCACCAGUACAAUAACGUUAAUUAUAUCGUGAGAAUCAUGCUGCGGAAGGGAAUCAUAACAGAUCUGGCGAAAAUUCCACACAGUCUCGAUCUCUCCAGUCCCAAUAUGGCAGGCACUAUAAAUGCUGCUUUGAAACCACUGGAGACACUCUCCAGGAUCAUAAAUCAGCCCAUGCCAGGGGCUGUCAACAACAAAUUCCCUAAACCAAAAAACAGAACUAUUCAGGAAGAGCCCAUAGGCGAUCAGACUGGAACGACUACUUCAGAGGCUACUCAUGCUGUGGGAGAAGAGGCUAAUGAAGAUGCCGAGAACACUGAGCAUGACAUAUCGCUGAAUGCUGAGAGCCUGGAGCCCACCUCUGAGAGCCAGGUGCACGAGGAGGGGGAUGAAGCUGCUUUGGAGGACAUCAUGGAUCAAUUGCUCGAGAGUGUUCUGUUCUCCAGGGACGGCUCUGCCGUUGCAGAAGAACCCACGUCCCGUUCCCAUCGACCAAUGGAUAUCGAUGACGAGGGUCUCGCUAUGAGAGAUGCUGAAGGGGAUUUCGAUCCCACCAGGGAUACAACCGUAAGAGAGGACCUGAUGAGUUCGGAUUCAGACUCAGAUUCAAAUCCAUCCGAUGACAACGAGGACGACGUUCAGGACGACGAGGAUGAAGAGGAGGAGGAGGAAGAGGAUGACGAUGGUGAAGAAAACGAGGAGGAGGAGGAGGAUGAGGAGGAGGGCUCCUCGAAUUACGAAGAAGACGGUAUGGACUACUAUGAGGACGUGGGUGAGGGAAUAUUCAGAAUGCUACCAUCAGCCGAGAGAGACGGCAGUAAUGUCGUUAUGAUUCAACAUAAUUUUGAUAAUCACGAGAACAAUUCCACUACUCCAGCGUCAACGAGACAGAAUCAUCCAUGGGGUUUUCCACUGCCACUGGGGCUUUUUGAAGAUCUUCCAUCAGUGUCAGAGUCCAAUGGAAUUGGCUCACACCCAUUGCUGAUGGCCCAGGGUAGUUUAGAUACGGCGAGUACACGUGCCCAGAGAUCUAUUCGCCAGAGGAGAUUUCAAUACCUCCACCUGGCCAAUUCGAGAAAUGCAAAUCCUCCUGUUAUACUUCAAAGACUUCUUGUGCCAGCUGCUCAGUCUCUUCCUCUAUCAGCCACUCAAAUGUUGGCUUCCAACUUCAGGGAUACUAGAGUCGUCCUCAUGGAUAAUAAUGGUCUGGGAAUAUUCUCGAAUCAAGAGGAGGAGCAGAUAGAUUUUGUCGAUCAAUCUGGGUACCUCUUUGGACCGAGUCUGGCAGCGACUCUCAAUAAUAUUCCCACAGCACUUCACUGGUGGAUCGAGGAGAGCAAACAGCUCGAUGGUGAUUCUCAACCAGACUGCUGCGUUGGUGUUGUUCACAAACUCGUUCCCGGCCUCGAGAAAUACCGAAAUGUCGAACUAGCUGAGAGGAAGGACAAACGAAAGAAACAGCACGCUGACAAGGACACAGAUAAAGAAACCAAAGAGAAGGAGAGUUCAAAACCACGUGAAACAAAUCCAACGAAUGCCACAGCAAGCGACCAGGAGCAGACAUCAGGCUCUCUUUUGCCGAUGGCUGCCGAGGAUGCCCUCGAUGUCUCAAGACGUCUUGCCGAUGCUGUGGAGGCAGCAGUUGAGGCUGUUCGACAGGAACGUAAUCGUGAUGAGAAUAUAAUCGAGGUCACUGGGGACAUGGAGGUCACCCUCCCAGAGGACGAAGUCCGGGCUCCUUCAACACCGACACCUCCUCCUCCCCCACCUCCCGAGGAGAACCGAUCAUCACUAGCUGAUCAUCAUGCUACGCUGGAAUUGGCUGAAAGUAUUCUCGAUUCUGUACUCCAGCCAGGUGCUGAGGAGGCAACAAGACUGCGAAGACUGACGACAAAUCGAGAGCCUGACGAACUGAGUUUGAGUCGUUCCACCACGUGGCUCACUCAAGCACCCGUUGAGGAGGAUUCCCUCGGGGUUAAUCCCAGGGAGUCGAGGGAUCCUCACGCUUGGGUCCACAGAUUUUUGGCUCUCGAACAAUCUCGAAGAGAGAACAACGCUAAUGUCCCUCAGGACGCUUCAGCUUCGUCAUCGACAGUUGAAAGUGCUCCAGUGAAUGAGCCGCCAUCGUCCACACAGGCCCCAGAGCCACAGACACAGUCCCAAUCCGAGCAGCCACCGGUUUCCAUUCAGGACACAGCAACUGCUCAAGAAAAUCGUCAAGAUUCUCAACCGCAGGACUCUGCUGAAGGACAGCAGACGUCCUCAUCAGAAUCGCAGAUUCCUGAUGGAGUUGACCCAUCAUUUUUGGCUGCUUUACCCGAGGAAAUGCGAGACGAAGUGAUCGCUGAACAACUCAGGCUUCAGAGAAUUCGUCAACGAGCUCAGGCCACGGUCGUCGAAGAGGUGACAGGCCCAGUGGAGGUUAAUCCUGAAUUCCUUGCUGCGCUGCCUCCCGCUAUUCAGGAGGAAGUUCUGGCUCAGCAGAGGCUGGAGCAGCAGAGACAUGCCGCUGCCUCAGCAAAUCCAGCAGACCCUGUGGAUGCUGCUGCAUUUUUCCAGAAUCUUCAGCCCUCACUACGACAAGCUAUACUCACAGAUAUGGAGGAGUCACAGAUGUCUGUACUCCCCCCCGACCUCGCUGAAGAAGCUCAGAACCUACGGAGGCAGUGGGAAGCGAGAAAUCGUCACAUGAUGCAGGAGAGAUUUCUCAGUCACGUCAGCCAGGGCAACACUACCCUCUCAAGCAUCCUCAGGAACUCUGGAAGAGGUCGAGGCAAUCCGAGGUACGCAAUUUCUGGUGUCACACCGCGAGCUCAGUGGAGCUCGUGGAAUCACCGAGGAGAUACCACUCUAGGGCAUCAAAGUGCUGGAUUGAGACUUCGUGGGAGACAACUGCUGGAUCACGAGUCGAUGGCUUGCCUUCUGGUGCUGCUAUUCGUUGACGAGCCGAAAAUCAAUACUCUCAGGCUCCACAGGGUCAUCAGAAAUCUCUGCUACCAUGGAAGCACUAGAGAGUGGGUUGUUAGAGCCCUUUUGAAUAUUAUGGAAAGAAGUAAUGAUGAGAAUAAAGAGGCUCUCACUGAUUUCACUGGAAAAUUCAAAAGGAAAUCAGUUCAUCCAGCUAUCGACUACUGUUCCCCCAAAUUGUCAGAGUCAAGGAAUAAUUUCCAGUCGUGGUUGAACAUCAGCAUCGAUGCAGCUCUGGGAUGUCGAGCCAAUGUUUUUCACAUUGUGAGACAUGGAUCGAAGAAGGCUGAUCGCCAGGGAAAUAUUAUUGCUAUUCAUCCACAGGCAGCUCCCACUGUUUGCAGACACACCUUGGAGCUACUGAUAUCACUGGCCAAGAGUUUUCCAGGGUACUUUGUCCCCACAAAAUCGAAGGAGGAGGAGAAACUCAAGGAGAAGGAGUCAAGUGUCAAGGAAGAGAGUGGAGCCAAGAGCAAAACAACAUCGAAAUCCACGAAGACAGAGAUGCCAGACUUCUGGGAUAUGCUGCUUAAGCUCGAUUCUUGCGCCUCGAAGAAGGGGAAAUCAGUCGCCAGGACACACUCCAGUUCAGCAAUUGGUGCUGAGACAGAGCAGAGUCUCACAUCAUUCGAGUCCUCGGCGUUUGGACAAUUAAUUUCAAUGCUCCACUGGUCGGUCGUCAAGAGGAGCUCCCAGCUGACUGACAAACUUCUUCGUCUACUGUCUCUCAUCUCCAUUGGACUGACUGAAGUAAAUCCCUACAGAAGACAGGAUGCAACUAAAAAUAAAAAAGUUGAGCCCAGUAAGGAGCAGAGUGUGGCAGCUCCCGAGGGACACCUGAGGCUCGCAGUGCAAGUUCUCACGAGUAAAAGUUGCUCUGAAGAGGGUCUCGAGGAUGCCACUGCACUUUUACUCAAUCUCUCCCACUGUCCAGAUCCCACCAGACAAUUAAUCCUCAAGCUUCUACUCGAAGGAGCCAUGGAGCUAGCUAAUAUGGUUUGUGAACAUAUCAACGAACUGAUGAAAGAGCUCAAAGUGUUGAACCGAGAAUUGAAACGAAGGAAUUCACUCGAGGACCAGCCAUCAACCAGUGGAGGUUCAGCACGAGGCAUUCUCAUGGACAGAUUUACCAUGGACAAUGUCAUCGUCACAGCCCCAGCUAAAAUUAAAGCAGCCACUGACCUCCAGUUGCCCUCAAUGAGUGCACUCGUCAGCAAGACAUCUAGUCAAGCAUUUUUCUUACGUAUACUCAAGGUCAUUGUGCAGAUCAGAGAAGCGGUUAAUCUGGCGAACAAAAAGAAGAGUGAGAGUGCACCUGGAACGAGUGAGACUGCUAUGGAGACAGCGAAUACAUCGCAAGUGCAGGAGUCGGCUGUCGACGAUAACGCAACGGCUGAUAAUUCAGCUAUGGAGACGGCUCAACCAGUUCAGGAAUUACCAAAACCCUCAAACUCCAAGGCUGAGGACGAUAAAUCGACAUUACCACUGUUGAGUGAGAGCCUGGUCUUGGAUAGUUUAUGGGAGACUCUCAGUGCUUGCCUCCUCGAGCUAGAACACACUCCUGAUCAUCACGCUGUCCUCGUUCUCCAGCCAGCUGUGGAGGCAUUUUUCCUGGUGCACUCCUCAUCGAGCACCUCCUCCAAGGAUCGCAAUAACGAGACUAAUAAUGAAACUCGAGAAGCUGUAGCCGAUAUGGCACCAGUCUCCCCUAUUUACUCCGACUCAGAUGGAACAUCUGCCAAUGAAAUAUCAAAUAAUUCUGGAGCCUGGGACCUCGCACCAGCGCCUACCAAGACUUUGCCAUCUGAUCAGCUUAAGUUCCUCAAGUUUGCUGAGACCCACAGGACUGUUCUCAAUCAAAUACUCAGGCAAACUACAACGCAUCUAGCUGACGGGCCCUUCAGUGUCCUCGUGGAUCAUACGAGGGUUUUGGAUUUUGACGUCAAAAGGAGGUACUUCAGGACUGAGCUCGAGAGGAUGGACGAGGGCAUCAGAAGGGAGGAGCUCGCUGUUCACGUGAGGAGGAGUCACGUCUUCGAGGACUCCUUCAGGGAGCUCCACAGGAGGAACGCUGACGAGUGGAAAAACAGAUUUUAUAUUGUUUUUGAAGGAGAAGAGGGACAGGACGCUGGAGGACUCCUCAGGGAGUGGUACGUUAUCAUCUCCAGGGAGAUAUUCAACCCCAUGUAUGCACUUUUCACUGUUAGCCCUGGCGACAGAGUCACUUACAUGAUCAACUCGUCAUCUCACUGCAAUCCUAAUCAUCUCUGCUAUUAUAAAUUCGUGGGGAGAGUCAUCGCGAAAGCUAUCUACGAUAAUAAACUUCUCGAGUGCUACUUCACGAGGAGCUUUUACAAGCACAUCCUUGGAAUUCUCGUCAAACACACCGAUAUGGAGAGCGAGGAUUACAGCUUUUACAAGGGACUUGUUUAUCUCACUGAGAAUAAUAUCACGGAUCUGGGGUAUGAGCUGACUUUCUCGGCGGAGGUCAAUGAGUUCGGGGUCAAUGAUGUCAGGGAUUUAAUUCCCAAUGGGAGGAAUAUCGUCGUAACCGAGGAGACCAAGCUGGAGUACAUUCGGCUGGUUUGCCAAAUGAAAAUGACGGGAGCCAUUCGAAAACAAUUAAAUUCAUUCUUGGAGGGAUUCUACGACAUCAUCCCCAAACGACUAAUUUCAAUAUUCAACGAGCAGGAACUCGAAUUGCUUAUAAGUGGUUUGCCAAAUGUUGAUAUCGAGGAUCUGAGAGCGAACACAGAGUAUCACAAGUACAGUCCCACUUCACUACAGAUUCAGUGGUUCUGGCGAGCUCUUCGUGGUUUCGAUCAGGCCGAUAGGGCUAAAUUCCUUCAAUUCGUCACGGGAACCUCUAAGGUCCCUCUUCAAGGCUUUGGAGCACUGGAGGGCAUGAAUGGUGUACAGAAAUUCCAGAUUCAUCGGGACGAUCGUUCAACUGAUAGAUUACCGUCCGCACACACAUGUUUCAAUCAACUCGAUCUGCCAGUCUACGAGACAUACGAUAAACUGCGUAGCAAUUUACUUAAAGCAAUCCACGAGUGCAGCGAGGGAUUUGGAUUUGCAUAAAUUGUAUUUAAAAAGCGAUAAACCCACCCGAUGCAAACAAUAACCCAAUUACUUCAUGAAUUAACACAACCCCCAAGGCUAGAAAAUUCACAACAACCGAUGAAAUUCAAUGUGAACGCCAAUCCUUUCGUUCGUUAUUUAAAAUAUUUUUUUUACACGAUAUGAAGAAAAAAGACAAGAUGAUAAAUAAACCGCGAGCCGACGAAAUAAAUAGUUCCACUCGGUUAUCGGUGGAUAUACAUAAUUAACUAAAGCGUAUGUACAUACAUGUACUCAUUUUGGGGGGAUGUAAUUAUAACUGAAUCACUGUGCAACGCUUCCCAAAUGUCAGAGUUUAUUUUGUUGAAGAAAAAAAAACUGAAAAAAAAAACGAUAAAAAAAGGUAAUAAGUAAAUUUUUGCAAAAGUUUGUGCAGAGCUUAAAGUUGACUUUGAAAAUAGCGAAGGAAAUGAAAAAAAAAACAAUGAUUUAAAAACAAUAAUGGAGACUUUAGUUAAGAAAUCGGUCGUAAGGAUUAACAGUUAAGUUCAUUUGUAAGCAAUUAAUAAAGAAAAAUUGAAAAAUAA